UUCCAGGGUGGGCUGUGUGCGUCCUGCUCGCAGUUACGGGAGCGGACGAGUCAGACGGAGUGUGUCAGUGGGACCGGGGCACUGCGCGUCGGACAGCACAAGCUGGAUAAAGCGCACCGGCUCUGCGCAUGUAUUUGCUAAUUUUUCUUCAAAGUGUUGAAUUCCGCUGCGCCUCUUAUCGGAUGCUGGAUGCAACACCUUUCCGUGUCAAGAAUACACGUCUGACGGACAAACCAUGGACAGUCUAGGGAGCCGUUGCAAGAUUGUGGUGGUCGGGGAUACGCAAUGUGGGAAAACUGCGCUCCUGCACGUUUUUGCCAAGGACUGCUAUCCAGAGAACUAUGUGCCCACAGUGUUUGAAAACUACACAGCCAGUUUUGAAAUAGAGAAGCACCGGAUUGAACUGAAUAUGUGGGACACGUCAGGUUCUUCUUAUUACGAUAAUGUGAGGCCGUUGGCGUAUCCUGAUUCAGAUGCAGUGCUUAUCUGUUUCGACAUCAGCCGUCCAGAGACUUUGGACAGUGUCAUAAAGAAGUGGCAAGGAGAGACGCAAGAGUUUUGUCCAAAUGCCAAGGUGGUGCUGGUGGGCUGUAAGCUGGACAUGAGGACAGAUGUCAACACCCUGAGGGAACUCUCCAAACAGCGCCUCAUCCCUGUCACCCACGAGCAGGGAAGCACGAUAGCUCGUCAGAUGGGAGCGGUGGCGUAUGUGGAGUGCACCUCCAAGGUUUCUGAAAACAGUGUUCGGGAUGUGUUCCACAUCACCACCUUGGCGUCAGUGCGACGGCCGCACAAGCCGCAGCUUAAACGCAGCAGCUCCCGCAGAGGCCUGAAACGAGUCUCGCAACUGCCCCUUCCACCUCUGCCGGGUCGGACUGAGCAAAUAGACCAGGCCCCGGCCAUGAGGAAGGACCGGGCCAAGAGCUGUGUGCUCAUGUAGAGACCUAUCAUUACAAAUAUAUAUAUAUGUAUAAACACAGAAAUAUAUAUAUGAAAGAG
Pundamilia nyererei is the source of this 999-nucleotide messenger RNA. It is a transcript of the gene rnd2, whose product is annotated as Rho family GTPase 2. Lineage: Eukaryota; Metazoa; Chordata; Actinopteri; Cichliformes; Cichlidae. Bases 236 to 940 code for a protein of 234 amino acids. Gene Ontology annotation, molecular function: GTP binding; GTPase activity. Gene Ontology annotation, biological process: small GTPase-mediated signal transduction. The transcript has 5 exons. The record is from RefSeq and is a predicted model, not a curated record.